UUGCUUUCAGACCAAAGUAGCUGCUCAUCGAUAUUUGUUGUCAAUGUCGUCUGCUGUUCUACGCAGGCAAGUUAAGCCAUGGCUUUGGUAAAGCAAAGUUGUAUUAUAGCUGGUCGGUUCGGUAACAGCCGCCUUUGGUUGACACCCAGAUGCAACCCCUAUAUAUAUGCCAGUGGACUCAAAACAGUGGUCAAACCCUUGCCGACAAGGAAUGACAGAAAAACUGAGUUGCUAAAUGACGAUGGCCCUGAUCUGCAAGACUUCCUUUCUGGGGAACUCGCUGAGAAGAGCAACUGGGAAGAGUACAAGGGAAACCUGAAGAGGCAGAAGGGAGAGAGGCUGCGGCUUCCUCCAUGGCUCAAGACAGAGAUCCCUAUUGGGAAGAACUUCAAUAAACUGAAGAAUACAUUGAGAGAUCUCAAUCUGCACACAGUGUGUGAGGAGGCCAAGUGUCCCAACAUAGGGGAGUGCUGGGGUGGAGGGGAGUCGGGCACAGCCACAGCCACCAUUAUGCUGAUGGGCGACACGUGUACGCGUGGGUGCAGGUUCUGCUCUGUGAAGACAGCCCGCCUGCCUCCGCCCCUGGACCCAGAUGAGCCCUACAACACAGCCAAGGCCAUAGCGGCCUGGGGGCUGGACUACGUGGUCCUCACCUCCGUAGACAGAGACGAUAUCGCCGAUGGCGGGUCGGAGCACAUUGCUAAGACGGUGGCUAACCUGAAGGAAAGGAACCCUCGGAUCCUGGUGGAAUGCCUCACCCCGGAUUUCCGCGGCGACCUGGCGGCCGUGGAGAAGAUCGCCCUCUCGGGUCUGGACGUGUACGCCCACAACGUGGAGACGGUGCGGGAGCUGCAGAGGCACGUCCGCGACCCCAGGGCCAACAUCGACCAGUCCCUGAGCGUUCUGAGGCACGCCAAGAAGGUCAACCCGCACAUCCUCACCAAGACCUCCAUCAUGCUGGGCCUCGGGGAGACGGAGAAGCAGAUAGAAAGCACCCUGGCAGAGCUACGGGAGUCGGGGGUGGACUGUCUGACCCUGGGCCAGUACAUGCAGCCCACCAAGCGCCACCUCAAGGUGGAGGAAUACGUGACACCUGAAAGUUUCGCCCAUUGGGAGACAGUGGGGAAGGACAUGGGCUUUGUGUACACGGCCAGCGGGCCUCUGGUGCGCUCCUCUUACAGAGCAGGAGAGUUCUUCCUGAAGAAUCUGGUGGAGAAGAGGAAAGCAGAAGGGCGCGCUCUCGCCGAGUAACAAGAACCACCCAGGGCCGGGGAUGGUGCCCUUUGACCCCUCUUCUUACCCUCACUAGCUCCUCUGUGAUUAGCUGCUUUUUACCAUGUGUAACAAACACCAACGUUUUUUUUUAAAUAAAGCCUAGCCACAGCAAAGAUACUUUAUUUUAUUAUAAGAAUUCCAACAUUUUUAAACUCACUGGGGGUCUGGUGGCGAUUCUUUUUAGAUUUUGCGUCCAGGACAGAUGACUCCUCGAUGCAAAGAAAGCGCACAAUACUUCUAUAAAAUAAGCUAUUUAACGUGUGCGUACACCAGUCUAUCUUUACUCACAGAGUGAGCCGGGAUGGUUUCACAGAGCCUUUUAACACCAGUAUUACGCCGUAGGAGUGAGAUGUUUCCCUAAAGCCGAGAGGCCCCUGCGUCGCUGCCAAUACACACAAGCUGUUUGUUUAUGGAGAUGUAGCCCCCCCCCCCCCCCCCUUUGUUAAGUUCAGUCCAGGUUACGUGGUAAGACAUGCAGUGGGGCCAAAUGACACAACACGAGGAAGCAAACAUACAAAUAGAGGGAUAAACCUACAACAUAUCGAUUUUUCACUACCCGGGCCUCCCAAUAUUAUAAUAGGGGGGGUGGGAUGGAAUCCACUGAUGAAUCUGGUCAGUGUCUUAUUGGGGCUGUGUACCCUGUAACCAUUCCCAGGUCAGAGGUCAAACAAACUCAGGCCUCAGGAUGCUCUCUUCCAGAUCAUUCUCUGGACCUCGCCCUCUCUUCAGGGCACUAUUGACCCCCAGGAAGAGAGAACCGUUGAUGUUUAUCCGGAAGAUGUAAUCAAAAUGAAAGUUCUAGGGACUCAUCCAAUUAAAAAGAACAAACACUCAGAAGAUAUAUUACUAGUGACUGAACCUUGUGUAAUAACUUAUUGUGCAAUAAAAGGAUUCAAACGUU
This is a messenger RNA of Gadus morhua (Atlantic cod), 2176 nucleotides long. RefSeq names its product lipoic acid synthetase (gene lias). Gene Ontology annotation, biological process: lipoate biosynthetic process. The coding region runs from base 79 to 1251 and encodes 390 amino acids. The record is from RefSeq and is a predicted model, not a curated record. NCBI's taxonomy places the organism in Eukaryota, Metazoa, Chordata, Actinopteri, Gadiformes, Gadidae. The transcript is spliced from 11 exons. Gene Ontology annotation, cellular component: mitochondrion. Gene Ontology annotation, molecular function: 4 iron, 4 sulfur cluster binding; lipoate synthase activity.